AUGGGCAAUCGAGCUGGGGCCCUGGACAUUGAAUAUCGAAAACGAACAGCGAUCAAAGGGCAGGUAAUCGCCGAUUUCUUAGCAGAAAUUCCUGACGGAGAAGUGAUCCAAGAUCUAGUGGUUAACGACAUGCCAAAAUCCAGCACGUCCAGACAAACUUGGAAGUUGUACACAGAUGGAUCUUCCAGUGGAAAGGUGGCAAGCGCGGGCCUCAUGCUAAUAAGCCCAAACGAAGUAAAGUUGAUGUACGCUUUGCGAUUCGACUUUGAAUGCUCCAACAACGAGUCAGAAUAUGAAGCGCUACUAGCGGGUCUGAGGAAGGCUCAAUCCAUGGGAGCGACGAGGGUCGAUGCAUACGUUGACUCUCUGCUGGUCAACAACCAAGUGAAUGAGACGUAUGAAGCCAAAGAUGAGACAAUGGCAAAAUAUUUGGCUAAAACCAAGGAAAUCAUAGCUUCCUUUGACAAUGUUACACUCAAUCAUGUCCAUCGCGGAAGAAAUCCAAUAGCUGAUGCCCUAAGCAAGCUAGCUACAUCAGGUAUGGAAAAGGAGGUGAAGGUGGAAACCCUCCAGUCACCUUCAACAGAACACCGAGAAGUAUCCCGGUCACAGCGGAAGAACCUUGUUGAAGCUAUGAACCUGAUUCAAGAGAUAUACGCCGGCAUAUGUGGCAUUCACGCCGGACCCUGGGCAAUCGAUGCUAAAAUUCAUAACGCCGGGUACUACUGGCCUGGGAUGCAUGAAGACGCGGUGCUUGAACUCAGAAAACUUGAUUCCCCAAACCCGUUGGCCAAGAUAACCACCGAAAACGCCAAGAAAUUCCUAUGGGAGCACAUCAUUUGCCGAUUCGGACUCCCGCUAUACCUUGUAAGUGACAAUGGGACACAAUUCACAGACAGGGUCUUACAAGAUUGGUGUGCAGAGCUACAAAUCCAACAAAUUUUUACAUCGGUUGCACACCCUCAAGGAAACGGUCAAGUGGAAAGGGCAAACAGAAGCCUGUUGGACGGGAUCAAAAGAAGGUUAGGCUAUGAGGGAAGCUCUUGGGUGGAAGAAUUAGCAAACGUCCUCCGGGCACACCGAACUAUGCCCAAGACAAGCAACAGCGAGACCCCAUUCAGCCUAACUUAUGGCACGGAACCAGCAAAGGUAGGGCUACCUUCUCUAAGGCGCCUAACAACUGAUGAUGACAAUGAUAGGCUCUUACGGGACGGUCUAGAUCUGCUGGAAGAACGGCGUGAAGCAGCCGCUAUCAGCGAAGAAAAAUACAAGAAAGCCUUAGAAAAAUACUAUAACCAGCGCGUGGCUCAGCAAACCUUUAAGGAAGGCGAUUAUGUCAUGUGGGAUAAUGAGGCAAGUAGGGCAGAACCCACAGGCAAGCUGGGGCCAACUGGGAAGGCCCUUACAUAG
This is a messenger RNA of Helianthus annuus (common sunflower), 1410 nucleotides long. RefSeq lists its product as uncharacterized. The record is from RefSeq and is a predicted model, not a curated record. NCBI's taxonomy places the organism in Eukaryota, Viridiplantae, Streptophyta, Magnoliopsida, Asterales, Asteraceae. Gene Ontology annotation, biological process: DNA integration. The transcript is spliced from 3 exons. Gene Ontology annotation, molecular function: RNA-DNA hybrid ribonuclease activity; nucleic acid binding. Bases 1 to 1410 code for a protein of 469 amino acids.